AUGUUUGCACAGUAUGCGUGCGGAGCUGGGAUCAUUAGACUGUUGACCUUGCCCCCUCCCGAGCGGGAUAACCUACGAGCUGAGUCGACGUUCCUUACUUUAGAGGAGCCGAUUCUCAAAGGAAAAGCCGGCGAGUGUCGUGCUCUACGAAUCAUAUACACCCACCCAAUGGUUCCAGGCGCGGAAGGUUUCGCAUACGAGCUCUGGCCUAACGACUGUACGUCCGAUUGGUUACAACAUUAUGAAACAGAGGGAAAGGAGAUAAAUGAAGCGAAGGUGGCGGAGAACGCGAAGAAGGCAACUAUAGCUACGAAUACUGCGGAGGCUACGAUAGCGGUUCGACCGAUGGAGGCUAAGGGGGGAAAGGCGGCGAGUUCGGCGCUAAUAAAAGUAAAGAAAAAGAAGAAGAAGACGAAAAAGGCAAAGAAGGCAAAGAAGGCGACGGCGUCCGCGGAGGCCACGGGAGUGAAGAAGACCAGAAGAGGGAAAGAGGAACAAAAGGCAAAAAGGGCAAAGAAGGUACCGGAGGCGAAAAAGGAAAAGAAGGCAAAAUAG
This is a messenger RNA of Lecanosticta acicola, 555 nucleotides long. NCBI's taxonomy places the organism in Eukaryota, Fungi, Ascomycota, Dothideomycetes, Mycosphaerellales, Mycosphaerellaceae. The record is from the annotation of a GenBank genome assembly.